Messenger RNA from Xenopus tropicalis (tropical clawed frog), 872 nucleotides. RefSeq names its product hairy and enhancer of split 5 gene 4 (gene hes5.4). The transcript is spliced from 3 exons. Gene Ontology annotation, cellular component: nucleus. Lineage: Eukaryota; Metazoa; Chordata; Amphibia; Anura; Pipidae. The record is from RefSeq and is a predicted model, not a curated record. Gene Ontology annotation, molecular function: DNA binding; protein dimerization activity. Gene Ontology annotation, biological process: animal organ development; system development; neuronal stem cell population maintenance. The coding region runs from base 56 to 535 and encodes 159 amino acids.
UUUAGAGAACAGAAAUAGAACCAGAGAGCAGUGAGCUUAGCACAGAGUGCAGUAAAUGACUUCUGCCCAUAUUACCCAGGACUGCAGCAUGGAGAACCCAAAAUCCAAAACCUCCCUUAGGCAAAUAAGAAAACCAGUGGUGGAGAAGAUGAGACGGGACCGGAUAAACAGCAGCAUCAAGCAGCUUCGAAUGUUGUUGGAAAAGGAGUUUCAAAGGCACCAGCCAAACUCUAAACUGGAAAAAGCAGACAUCCUAGAGAUGACAGUCAACUACCUGAAAGAGCAUCAGCUCCAGAUGAAUGCAGUUGCAUUUGCUCGGAAAAGCCCAUUCCAAGAUUACAACCAAGGCUACAGCAGGUGUCUUGAAGAGACUCUUCAGUUCCUCUCUCACACUGAAAUGCAAAAACCUGCAAACUUGAAACUGGUGCAGCAUUUUAACAGAACUGUUCCUGCUGACAAUAACCUGCCCCAAGGUGCUCCAAGCCUCAAACAGCCCUCAUCCAACACAGCAGCAAUAAUCUGGAGGCCAUGGUAAAUCACAGCUGCCCUUGCCUACUGCUGGAGGACCUGCAUAUUACAGCUCCUGCCACAGACACAGGGGUUAAAGACUAAUAUAAAUGGAAUAGAGCAAUGUCCCAGGCCUGUAUGGACUGACAUUCCUCUUUAAAGUAGAAAAGUUUCUUUUCAUGUUUAAUUACUAGUUGCUUCAUGUUGAAGUGUUAAUGGACUAUAGUAUUUCAAAGAAAAUGUAAAAGCACUUAAAUACAUAAAUAUAAAUGUUAUAUAAUGAAAUCAAUGCUGUUCUGUUUUGCGUUUCAAAAAAAUUGUAAAAUCAUCAGACACCUAAUUACACCUGUCUUCCAUCAAGAGCA